UCUCUCUCUCUCUCUCUCUCUCUCAUGUUAUAGAGUUUGAACUCAUCUAAGCUUCGUGCUCUCUAAUCUUUCUAAAGAUAUAGUUUUGAGUGCCUACUGUUUCCACAAUCCUUGGUUGCUGUACGGGUUUGCAGCAGUAGGAAAUGAUCAAAAGGUAUGGAGUGUUUUGAUGUACUGGAAGUACCAUGUUGCAGUGCUUAGAGGGGGUCAAGCAUUUCUGUGCUCCCCUGUUGCAGUGUUGUGAUCUAGAUCUGUAUCGACAAUCUAGGGGCCUUGAAGAUCCUGAAAUUCUUGCAAGGGAGACAGUUUUUAGCGUCAGUGAAAUAGAAGCACUUUAUGAGCUAUUUAAGAAGAUUAGCAGCGCUGUGACUGAUGAUGGGCUGAUUAACAAGGAAGAGUUUCAAUUGGCAUUAUUCAAGACGAAUAAGAAAGAGAGCUUGUUUGCUGAUAGGGUGUUUGACUUGUUUGACACCAAACACAACGGAAUCCUGGGGUUUGAAGAGUUUGCACGUGCGCUCUCUGUCUUUCAUCCAACUGCCCCUAUCGAUGAUAAGAUUGAGUUUUCUUUCCAACUAUACGAUCUCAAGCAGCAAGGAUUCAUUGAGAGGCAAGAGGUGAAGCAAAUGGUAGUGGCUACUCUUGCCGAGUCUGGUAUGAAUCUUUCAGAUGAUGUUAUAGAGAGUAUCAUUGAUAAGACCUUUGAGGAAGCUGACACAAAACACGAUGGAAAGAUUGAUAAGGAAGAAUGGAGAAGUCUUGUUUUGCGACAUCCGUCCCUGCUGAAGAAUAUGACCCUUCAGUACCUCAAGGACAUCACCACUACAUUCCCGAGCUUUGUAUUUCACUCGAGAGUGGAGGAUACCUGA
This is a messenger RNA of Ilex paraguariensis (yerba mate), 866 nucleotides long. The record is from the annotation of a GenBank genome assembly. Lineage: Eukaryota; Viridiplantae; Streptophyta; Magnoliopsida; Aquifoliales; Aquifoliaceae.